ACGGCGAGGCAGCAGCAGCAGCAGCAGCACGCGGACGCGCGCGCACAUCGAGUUUUUGCCGCUGUCGUACCUGCGUUGUGUUGUUAUACAUAAAAUCCGCGUAGAGUGCGAGGCACGGUACUGCAUAUCGAGUGCAGAUUACAGCAGCAGCAGAAUACAGACAGAGAGAGAGAGAAAAGGGAGAUGACGAGUGUGUGAGAGAGAAAUCUAACGAUGCGGAGAACGAGUGGCGUCGAGGCUGCGUCGACUGCUUUCUCGUCGACGUCGAGAAUCUACCCAAGGAUUGGCCCUGCUGCAACUCGCUAGAGACUUAACACUAAGCCCAUCGUCCGAUUUGUCGUCGUCGUCGUCGUCGUUUUUGUCCGGCGCAGCUCAAAGCAGCACAACUCUACGUACACACGGUACAGACUCGGGGCAAGCUGAUAUGUGGAGCUCGGUAACAGCGGCCGGCGUGGAAAACGGACCGGCGCCGCCGUCCCGCAGCAAGCACAGCGCCACUCUGCUGGCCGGCAAUGUUUAUCUGCUCGGCGGGCGCAAUGGCAAUUUGCCGCUCAAAGAUCUCUGGCGUUACAGUCUCGCCGAGAGCAGAUGGGAAGAGCUGCGUCCCACGGGAGAGAAGCCUCCGGCUUUGCAGGAGCACAGCACGGUCGCCUACAAGGACUGCCUCUACGUUUUCGGCGGGGAGCUCGGCUUUUCCGCGGGUACAGAGACGCCGCUCUGGUGCUACUCCAUCAAGACAAAUUCAUGGCGAAAAAUACGAGGUCAGAAGGGAUGCGCCGUACCGAGAGGCAGACGAGGCCACACCGCCCUCGUGCAUCGCGGACAGAUGCUAAUAUACGGCGGUUAUCAAGAUUUACGGGGCAGCUCGUCCGAGCUCUGGGCUUUUCAUUUCGAAACGGAAUCCUGGCACCUGCUGUCGUCGGCCGACGUCGGUCCGCCCGCCCGACACAAGCACUCGGCGGUUCUACACGGCGACUUCAUGUACAUCUACGGCGGAAUGACCGACCUGCAGGAGCGCAGCGACUGCUGGAGAUGGGACGCCAAGGCGGCCUCCUGGUGUCUGCUGCGUGCCAAAACCGGGCCGGGACCGCUUCACGGACACGCGGCCUGUCGUCUGCCCAGCUGCAUGCUGAUAUUCGGCGGCGAGAGCGGCGGCUCGGCGACCAAUGAACUCUGGAGGUUUCACUUUGGCACAGAGACUUGGGAGCGAUUGACGUUUCCAGGACCGAAGCCUCAACCCCGUGCCGAGAGCGUCGCGCUCACGAUUUCCGAGCUGCUGAUAAACAACAACGGGAUCAGUAGCAGCAACAGCAUCAGCAACUUCGCCACGAGCAACGGCUACUGUCGGCCCCGCACAAGGAACAAUCAGCGCAACGGCAGCUGCAGGUCAUUCGCUUACGGGCGCUCGAGUUCGCCCGAUCAAGCGCCACCUCAGCGUCCGAGCUUUCUGCGCGAGAUAUCCAAACUUUCGCAGAUCAAUUUGUCGCGCUUGAGCCAUCCCAACAAGUGCAGCUACUCGGUCCUGAGCGGACAGGACGAUCGAGAACUUGACAGUCCGUUCGAGGCAAACUCGUAUUUUCCUUUCCAACAGGUCGACAUGGAAGUGAUCGAGCCUGCCACGGGCAUGGUGAAGUCGCGAAGUUACAACGCACUGGCGAUGCAGGCACGUCGCAGACACCAUCAAGGCCGCCUGUCCGAUCAGCAAGCGCGCAACAGCAUGUUCGAGCCGCUGCUCGGUAACAUGGAGACCAACUUCGGCGGCAUGACGCGCGAGCCAAUAUCUGUGCCGAACUUUCGGGCAUUGGCGCUGCCGACACCGGUGCUGACGCCCAUCGAAGCGGCCAGAUUGGUUUUCGUCGAUCCGGACGAGGAUACGGACGACGACGACAACGAGGACGCCAAGAAAAAUGCCUCGUCCAACAGACUCAUCGAAGUGCCCGAGGAGGAUAGAAGCGACUUUGCAUCUUUGCACCAAUCUCAUCAACCGCCACGAGGAGAAAGCUACAGUUCAAAUCUUUGCGAUGCGGCUCAAACACCGAAAACACCCUGUACCAGAUUGCCGCACUCGACGUCCGUACGUUUUGCCGAUCUCGAGGAAGGCGAGGAGUCGACUUCUGACUAUGCCAGCAUAGGCGCUCGCAGUCCCGGUGAUCCCUUGGCCGAAGAUGACUGGCCAAAACGGAACUCGAAAAGUUUCCGUAAUUCACAAAACUUCAAAGACAACCAACUGAGCUUUUCGAACCCGAACUACCUGGGCUUGGAAAAUACGUCGGAGCUCUCGGAUCAAGACGUGAGAUACGCCAAAAUGCUGAACAGUCCACCGGACAGCGUUCUCGAGGACGAGCCGGGUCGAUCGACAUCGCAGACCUUCUCCGACCUGCUGGAGAUGCAGGAGCUGGGCACGAGCACGAGACCGAGAGCUCCGCCCAAGAGUCUGCCUCUCGGUUCGCCGUCCCGUCGGGCCGUGAGCGCGUCGAGGGCCGAGCGUCAACGAGCCAAACUGGCCGCUUCCGAGCGCAACGAGCGCAACUCACCGUCACCGGCGCCCCUCUACGUCUUCCUCAUCGGUGGCAAAGAAAAGGGCCAGGUCACCGUAUUCGCCAGACCCGUGUCGCUUUGGAAGCUGCAGCUCGCACCACAUAUCUUUUAAAGACGAAGCUUAAUUCUUUCUCUUGAACUCGUUGUUCGAAGGGAAAUGAAAUAUUAGUAUAGUGUAAUCGAAAAACUAUACGAAAUUAAGUAUUAUUGGUUGUUACUAUACUAUAUGAGUAUAUCGCGUAGCUAGGAUACAUAAUUUAUAAGAAUGGCUUAACCGGUGAAUCUUUAUAACCUUUCAAAUCUCAUUUCUCUUGGGUUAUCGAAACAAUAAGAAAAUUUUACGUUUAAUUAAGUUGUAAAAUUUGCUUGAUCAACAACCUUUAUUGCUUAGAAGAUUUAUAAUAUUUCAUAUUAAAUUGGCAGGGAUCAGGUGCAAUCUUAAUAAUGUGAAACAGUACAAAUCCAUUAUUAAAAAUUGAAAUUUCUUCAGAUUUCAGUUCUCCCAUUCAAUCGGUAUUAGAAUGGAAAAAUCGCGUGAUUGACGAAUAAUAAAUAAAAAUACGAAUAAAAUCUAUACCAUAUCGAAAAUAAAAAAUGUUAACAAAAAUGUAAAUUUGAUUGUAAGCGGCAAUGUGUCGAUCGUUUCGUCCAAUAAUGACUGUGCUAUCAAUGACCGUUGCGUAAAAACGCGACAACGUGAAACGUCCCAAUUAUAUGAUAGGUGAUUAUUAUACUUCCUUAGCAUGUAAUCAACAAACAAUGUACGAGGUACAUGAACGCAUGAAUCAGUUUUGUACACAAGCAUGUCUCUGCGGCGAUUUAGUUUUUUUAGCAAUUUAGUCGAUGUACUGCUACAGAAUAAGAAAAAAAUUAUAAUAAUCGUAGAAAAUUGUAGAAUACGAUAGUGCCAAGAACAUCAUAGAUAGCACUAAUAUAAUUCAACGAAAAAUUGUAGCUUUGAUUUGUCACGUACGAUCAUUCUCAAAUUUUCGUACCAAAUUAGAGCAAUUUUGUAGCGCAUCGAAAAAUAGUAUACAUCGAUGUUCAUAUAAUCAUCAAUUAGCUAAAAAUUAAAUUAAACUAAAUUAGCUAAAAAUUGUCAGUAAUUUAUUAAAAUGAACGAUUAACUGAACAUAAAUCGCUAAUAGCACAUAAACUAGAAAAGAGUGACAUUAAAAAAGGCUGAAGAGAUGACUAAGAAAAGUAGCGUAGAUACAAGAGAAUUAUAUAGAUAUUCGUAACGAAAAAAAGUAUGCAUAAUAACAGUUGUGUAUUGUGUGAAAUGAUAUAUAAAUACAAUAUGUAAAGUUAUAAAUCACUUGAGAAUUUUAAAGUGCAAACGCAAUCGUUCAAUGCGAAAAUCGUAUUUUAAUAUGAAAAAAUUGACGAAGAAAAAAAACUAAGAGUAAAAAAUAUUUUAAUUUGAUUGAAAAAAUUUCGGAACCACAGAAACAUAAAUUUUGUAAAACGAUAAUUGGUUUGCGACUCACUGUAAAACAUCAAUUCGCCUCAGUUCAAACAUGAAUAUCACCAGACCAAAAACUGCUGAAAAAAGUUCCAUACCAUGUAGUUCAUUGGUGCAGUUUCCAACGAGCCAGUAGAGCAUCGAAUUGUCGCCAAUUUGCGUAAGUCUUAGUGAAAUCGAUACAAUUUUAGAGGAUCUUUUCUACUUCUCCGUACGCGAAUGAGACUAUUUGUAUCAGAUGCGAGGCCUUGAGAGUACUUACAGAAAACUAAAAGACUGUAAAAACAGAAUACAUUUAUUACCUUUAUUUGAAGUUUGCGGAUUGCGCGUAUUUUACCAAAAAGUGAAUGUAUGAUAAAUGUUUUGUGAGUGAGAAAAAAAGAAUUUGUUUAACCACGCAUGGAUAUAAAUAAAUUUUGUUCUUUCCAAUGUAGUUGGAUAGAUAGCUGAAUAAUAUUAUAUGGCAGAAACCAAAGUAACAAUAACGAAUAUACUACUAGGUAAUUAGAAGUGUAACUUCGAUUCAUAUUCAGCUACAGGUAGUUGUGUAAUCUUGUUAUCCUUCAUUGUAAAACGAGACGAAUACAUUGGAAAUAACAAAUUGAUAGUGCUAUCACCAAAUCGAGGUAGAUAUAUUUAAUAUUUAGUGUAUAUUGUGUGUAACUACAAUCGAAUGUACUUUACACGUACGUUUUCGUUUGUUAUGUUCUAAUUUUUACUUUUUAUUGUUUAUGAUUUUAGGUAAGUUAGUAGUAAAUUAUUAUUUGUUAUAUACCAUUAAUGGUUAAGUAAAAGUGCAAUAUCAGUUGG
This is a messenger RNA of Trichogramma pretiosum, 4813 nucleotides long. RefSeq names its product tip elongation aberrant protein 1-like. The record is from RefSeq and is a predicted model, not a curated record. The coding region runs from base 425 to 2650 and encodes 741 amino acids. The transcript is spliced from 9 exons. NCBI's taxonomy places the organism in Eukaryota, Metazoa, Arthropoda, Insecta, Hymenoptera, Trichogrammatidae. Gene Ontology annotation, cellular component: Golgi apparatus. Gene Ontology annotation, molecular function: protein binding.